AUGGCCUUCCACGGCCAGAGUGUCGUCCCUCUCAAAGAAGACCCAUUCAAAGGGCAAGAACAAGAGCUCACUGGAGCUGCCAGCACCACAACAACCAUCAAUAUUCGAUUUACCCACGCUCGAGGCAUCAUGGCAGACGCUCGCGGCAAAGACAUUCAGGAUUGCUGCCUCUGCGGCAAGGCUUGCAAGAAGGCCAGCCGCAAGGAUUUCCCUUGCGGCUGUGCUCCCUACUGCACUACGUGCGCCACCGCCUACCUUCGUUCGUGCCUCUACAAGCCCUUCCACAAGCCGCAGUGCGAGGGCGUCUGCGGAUCUCAGAUGUCCGUCCCCGAUACCUGGGCCCGCCAGCUGCUUCGCCGCGCGGAGGCUAGAACGUACUUCGACCUCGCCGCCGAGACCGAUGAGAUCCCCCGCAACGCCGCUCUCUACUGCCAGGACACCGCCUGCGGCCGCUACAUCCCGCCUCGGAACCGUCAUGGCGGUCCGAACCUUGACGCCGGCACCGGAAACGGCACUGGUACCUGCCCCUGCGGCAAGCUCACCUGCGUUCGAUGCGGCGACGAGGUCCACCAGGGCAUCACCUGCGAGCAGAUUCGGGCUGGUUGGGAGGCGGAGGGAAAGCUUGAGGAGGAACUUGCGCGUCAGAGUCGUCGUGUCAUGGCGCGUUUGACCAUCAAGGAGUGCCCCAAUUGCCACAUCCCAGCUGAGAAGAUUGAUGGUGGCUGCGAUGUUGUCCGCUUCUUUCACUGGAGCAGUGCGAAGUUUAAGGACCCCCGAAAGUUCGCCGAGGGCAAGUCUGGCGAUGAGAUGCCUGGCGAUGACAAGACUGAGGAUGUCAAGCCUGUCUAUGACAACAUGGAGUCUUUCGAGUUCAACCCUUUCGAGGACAAGCCCGCAUCGAACGAGUCCGCCGAGGCCAACUCUAUCAACGACAAAUCCGCCGAGACCAUGUCCGUCGAUGAGAAGCCUGCCGACACCAAGUAG
This is a messenger RNA of Colletotrichum phormii, 984 nucleotides long. RefSeq lists its product as uncharacterized. Gene Ontology annotation, biological process: positive regulation of proteasomal ubiquitin-dependent protein catabolic process; protein polyubiquitination; ubiquitin-dependent protein catabolic process. The transcript is spliced from 3 exons. The record is from RefSeq and is a predicted model, not a curated record. The coding region runs from base 1 to 984 and encodes 327 amino acids. Gene Ontology annotation, molecular function: zinc ion binding; ubiquitin protein ligase activity; ubiquitin conjugating enzyme binding. Gene Ontology annotation, cellular component: ubiquitin ligase complex; cytoplasm. NCBI's taxonomy places the organism in Eukaryota, Fungi, Ascomycota, Sordariomycetes, Glomerellales, Glomerellaceae.